Molecule: messenger RNA, 522 nt
Organism: Rhagoletis pomonella (apple maggot)
Lineage: Eukaryota; Metazoa; Arthropoda; Insecta; Diptera; Tephritidae
Product: homeobox protein 2-like
Exons: 1
Coding region: 1-522 (173 amino acids)
Source: RefSeq, a predicted model, not a curated record
AUGCUGAUCGCGAAUAAUAGUAAUAAUAACAACAACAAUAGCAGCAGUAACAACAUCAAUAGCAACAAUUAUUACACAAACCGAAAUCGUAAAUAUCAUUUGAACUACAGCAGCAGUAAAAACAAUAGUCACCAACAUAAUCACCACAGCAGUUACAAUAAUAAUUAUUGUAAUCAAAGUAAUAGUGUUAGAGUGGCAACAGGCGACGAGUUGGUCGAAUGUAUGGAGACAACAGUGUUGGAGAAUACCCAAAUUUACAUGUAUGCGCACAAAAAAACUGAAACCGCAGAAACGUCAGCAGUCAAUACAACAAGGAUGGCACCGGGAUUUUAUAACGGUAAUAACGAUAUACAGCCACAGUUACGUAUUAAAAGAAAACGUCAAUCGGUAGCGGUUGGCAGAGAAAGAGCAGUGGGAAAUGCGCGCAACGGUAGCAACAGCACAAUUCGUCAACUAAUUAAAACAUCGUCGCCGAGCAGACAUCACCAUCAGCUUCAACACUGCCGCAAACAAGACUUGUAA